Molecule: messenger RNA, 588 nt
Organism: Cadophora gregata
Lineage: Eukaryota; Fungi; Ascomycota; Leotiomycetes; Helotiales; Ploettnerulaceae
Exons: 3
Coding region: 1-588 (195 amino acids)
Source: RefSeq, a predicted model, not a curated record
AUGCCCGAACCAAUCAUCCACAUCAACGGCUGGCCCGGCGUGGGAAAACACACAAUUGCCAAGGAACUUCAAAGACAAAUGUCUGGAAAUGGUCGCGUGAUUCAUAACCACCUUCUCAUCGACCCCGCAGGAGCAAUCAUGCCUCGCUCCGCUCCAGGAUACAAACCCCUCCGUCGCAAGUUCCGAGAGGUAGUCUUCGAUUCUUUAGCAACAGACUCAGACACAUUCGGCUAUACAUACAUCUUCACAGACUGCCAAUCCGACACAGACGGUGGGCCCGAAGUCGUGAACGAGUAUGCGGAGGCAGCGAAAUCUCGAGGAUGCAUUUUCAUCCCUGUCGUUUUGACUUGUGACUACGAAGUCAAUGAGGAGAGGAUGAUAUCUCAGGAGAGGAAGGACUUGGUUGCGGGAGGGAAGGGUAUGACGCUUGAUACGACGAUACUACAAAGAGUUCACGAACAUAUGACGAUUUUUAAGUUCCCGUGUGCGGAGCUCUUGGAGUUGGAUGUUACGGAGUUGAGUGCGGAGGAAGCUGCUGCGAGGAUUUUGGAGCAUAUGAGGGGAAUUGAAUGGCUGGGUGAGGAAUGA